Dacryopinax primogenitus is the source of this 252-nucleotide messenger RNA. RefSeq lists its product as uncharacterized. Lineage: Eukaryota; Fungi; Basidiomycota; Dacrymycetes; Dacrymycetales; Dacrymycetaceae. The record is from RefSeq and is a predicted model, not a curated record. The transcript is spliced from 2 exons. The annotation marks the transcript as partial.
GAGGAGGAGGAGGAGGAGGGAGAAUGGCAGAUGCAUGAUGGUGAGGGGGAGGGGGAGACCUCUGGCAUUGAGAAGUUGGAUGAGGAGAUUGAUCUCAAGUCAAGAAUGAUACCUGAUAACCUGUUGGCAGAGGAUGAGAAGAUAUUCACCACAUUCUAUGCAAAGAUAAACAGACACUUCACAAAUGCACAGUACAACACCCUCAACUUCACCUAUCCUGACAUCUUUUAUGAUCUCCCCUAUAUUGAAUGA